This is a messenger RNA of Equus quagga, 714 nucleotides long. RefSeq names its product keratin-associated protein 10-3-like. The transcript has 2 exons. The coding region runs from base 1 to 714 and encodes 237 amino acids. Gene Ontology annotation, cellular component: keratin filament. The record is from RefSeq and is a predicted model, not a curated record. NCBI's taxonomy places the organism in Eukaryota, Metazoa, Chordata, Mammalia, Perissodactyla, Equidae.
AUGGCUGCCUCCACCCUGUCCGUCUGCUCCAGCGACCUCAGCUAUGGCAGCCGGGUCUGCCAGCCCGGUGUCUGGGACUCCUGCCCCGACUCCUCCUGGCAGGUGGACGACGGCCCAGAGAGCUGCUGCGAGCCCCCGUGCUGCGCCCCCAGCUGCUGUGCCCCUGCCCCCUGCCUGACCCUCGUCUGUACCCCUGCCAGCUGUGUGUGCAGCCCCUGCCAGGCAGCCUGCACCAGCUUCUGCACGCCCUUGUGCUGCCAGCAGUCUAGCUGCCAGCCCUCAUGCUGCACCUCCUCCCCCUGCCAGCAGGCCUGCUGCAUGCCCGUCUCCUGCACCCCUGUCUGCUGCACCCCCGUCUGCUGUGUGCCCGACUGCUGCGUGCCCGUCUCCUGCACACCCGUCUGCUCCAAGGCAACCCCCUGCCCAGCCCCCUCGUGCUGCCAGCCCAGCCCCUGCCUCCCCUCCUGCUGCAGACCCUCCUCCUGCGUGUCCCUCAUCUGCCACCCCCUGUGCAGGCCCGCCUGCUGCGUGCCCGUCCCCUCCUGCUGCGGCCCUGCCUCCUGCCAGCCCAGCUGCUGCCACCCGGCCUCCUGCGUGUCCCUGCUCUGCCGGCCUGUGUGCAAACCCUCCUCCUGCGUGUCCCUGCUCUGCCGCCCCACGUGCUCCCGCGCGGCCCGCUGUGGCCCCGCCCCGGCCCAGAAGUCCCGCUGCUGA